CACCAAUCCAUCCAGUAGAAGAAAGAGUGUGACAGAGCGAACGAAGCAAGGAGCUCCUGGACGUGCUGAGAAAGAGUUGAAGCGGGAAAAUGACGACUCCCAUUUUCAAGGCAUCAAUUCCACACUCCAAUCCACUGUUCCACUCCCUGCAUCCGGUUCCAUGGACUUCAGCUGUAAAUGGAACCUCCAAGAAGAAGAAGCUGCUGCUGCUUAGCGGAGCUCAACUCUCUCCGGUCAGCUUGCGUUGUCCCCUUUCCAGUUUCCAUUUCUUCGGCCCGAAUUGCCAUGUAUUUUUCUACCGCUUCCCACGAGCAAACACGAAUUCCCCCCCGGAGUUGCAUCCAAAUCGGCUACCGGAAAACCUUUUGGUCACGAGUAAAUGUGCAUAGCAAGUGAUGGAAAUAUGUAUGAUCUAGUUUUUGGAGGUUGAUCCAAAUUCGUAAGGGCGGAAAUGGGUAGGUAGGUUGCGUCUGGGAUUCGAGGUUCAGGCUACUUCCUGAUAAAAACGUAUCAAUGGGAUUUGCAGGUCAGAGGUGGAAAAGGGCGGGGAAAGAUGCAUUUUUCAUAAGUAGCUAUAAUGGUGGAGUCCUUGAUAUUGCUGAUGGUGUCUCAGGUUGGGCUGAAGAGGAUGUGGAUCCUUCACUUUUCUUCUUCUCGGGAACUGAUUGCAAUGCUUUCUGGUCAACUACAAUCCCUCAGUUCUCAUCAGGAAAGCACAUGCUGCUACCUCCUCAAUCGGCUCAGCUACCGUGUAAACUGAUUGUGGCUGUGCUGGAGGGAAAUGGAACACGGAAGUUCGCAAAUGUUGGAGGUUGUGGACUAAAGCUUAUCCGUGAAGGUUCUGGCUAACUUAGCGUGAGUACAUUCACUGGAUUCGAGCUACGAGUCGCCCUAUGCAUUGGAAGCCAGGUCCAAGGUGAACAUCUGAUAAACUUACAAAAUUCGUUCACAUCUAUAUGACUACAUACAUAGUUGACCUGUAUCUAUAAUGAUGAAACAUUUCAUCUCUUGGCAGGGUGUUGAUUUACCAUGGUGGAAAAAGAUCCUUGGCAUGCAACCUACAGGCACGGCAGACCUUUUUCUUUUCCUACUUCAACAUUUUCCUCCCUUUUGGCCGGUACCCGCUCUUUGUAACAUUAGCAGAAAUGGUUAACUGCUCGAGUCUUUUGUCGGCAGGUGGGAAGCUUGACGAUAUUACUGUGAUAGUCGGUCCGUAGUAGAUGAGGGAUCUUGGAUUCGGAGAAACAGACACUUCAUCAAAGUGGUGGAGCUAUAGCGCUUCGAGCAAAUCACUUCAAUUUGUAAUUCGAAGGGAGUUACGACUUUUCAAAGUUCGGCUCAGUUAUAUUCAUUAUUGUUCAGACCACUUGUAUGCCCACAACAAUUGAACCUGGGAUGAAGUUCUGUAAUCCAUGGCACUGAAGCAUUUCAUAUCAAUACAGAUUGUCAAUUCAA
Molecule: messenger RNA, 1455 nt
Organism: Linum trigynum
Lineage: Eukaryota; Viridiplantae; Streptophyta; Magnoliopsida; Malpighiales; Linaceae
Source: the annotation of a GenBank genome assembly